GCUGGCAGCCAACAGCAGCAGAAAGUAAAAUUUGGCACAUGGUCCAUUUUUCUCCGUAGUUCGCGAGUGUGGAAGUUCCUCAAGUGUAGUGGAUUGUUCCGACCGGAAAGAAAUAGCAUUGUGGUAUCCUAAAGUAGCACACAAGCAUUUCUAGCUAUCGCUACAUUGUAAAUACCUUUGUAUAUAUAGCGGAGAUGAGCACACAAACCCGUUCCGGAGGUGGUGGCGGUGGCCGCAACAAGUCCAAAGCCAGCAAGGAGAACAAAGAAAAUGCCGGCACGGACGAACAGCCGCAGCAACAGUUGCAACAACAGCAGCAGAAAGGCAACGCCACAGUCAACUCCGGCGGUGGCGAGAAACAGAAGAAGGGUACAGACAACAGCGGUUCCAAGGGUGGUGACUCCAAGGACAAACAGCAUCAGCAGACCACCACACACACAAUCAAGACGAAGCAGCCGACUGCCGAACAGAUUCGCAUUGCUCUUAUCACAGACAUAAAAAGCGGAAUGGACGAUCCGAAGAUUCAGGAGAAGAUCCAAAAGCUGAUGGAAACAAUGCAACGCUCGGAGGAGGAGGUCUGCUGCGCUCUUCAAGAGUGUGACAAUGACUUAGACCGCGCAGUUAUUUUCCUUCUCGAAACACUUCCGGUCGGAGCGUUCGCCACCACUUCCAAAAAGAAGAAAAACAAAUCGCAAAACAAAGAGCAGAAUGAUACUGCUGCUGUUGAAGGCGAUUGGGAUAAUGGUGGCAAUGUUGGAUCAGGAUCUGGUGGAGGUGGUGGCUUGAGUACGGAUCCGAAAGAUCGUCGAGGUAAUCGGCCAGGUAAUCAACGAUCAGGAGACGGCCCUCGAGGUCCUGGUUCUCGUGGAGGUCGCGGAGGAUUCCGUGAUGGAGAUCGUGGAGGUGAUCGUGAUCGUAAUGGUUUCGAUCGCGGUGGCCGAGGACCUCGAGGUCGCGAUGGUCGUGAUGGUGGUCCUGGUCGUGGCAGUUACGGUGGAGGAUCUCGUGGUGGACGCGGUGGGGGCCCUCGAGUUGGCACUCGUGGUCCGGGUAUGCGGGACUCAAAUCGGGCAGCCCGUAUUACGGAUCACCAGGAAAUCGAUGUGUGGGAUUCUGUAGCGUCAUCUACUGCUAAUGAUCUCAAUAAGCCUGAGGAGUCGUCAGCAUUCGCGGAUACUUGGGGAGACUGGGACAACGAAGAGUACACUGGUUCGUUAUCAGACACCAAAGUUUUCACGCCGAGCACGCAGGUAGCUGCAACUACGCCCCCAGCGCAACAGCAGCAACAAACUACGACAUCGUCAACGCAAUCUCAACCGUCGUCGCAGUCGCAACCGCCAACGACGCCGCAGCCAGCGCAGUCGCAAGUAGCAUUGCCUGUUCAGCCUGCAGCGGUUUCAUCGUCGGUAACGAAUCCUUCGGAGUUGUCCGCCCCUCCAGGUUUGGAGCAGCAAAUUCUCAACCCUCCGCAGCCGAAAGAGACUGAUAUGGUGCAGCAAUACAGCACCACCGUUGUGUCGAGCACGGCAACAGCAGCGGCAGCUGCGACAGUUCAGUAUCCCGAUCUCCAUUCGGCUCCCAGUGCAGCGCAGCAUCUGCGACAAGCGCUCGAGAUGCCACAGAUCAAUUCGUCGUCGUCGCUCUCCGCGGAACAAUCACAGUAUUUCAACACACUAUCUUCUCAGAAUUCCAAUCUCCAAUCGAGUGUUGUGAACUCGUAUCAACAAAGCCCUGUGCAAUAUUCAACUUCGUACGGUUCGAGUAGCACCUACAGUGAUCAGGUGACAUCCUCUCAGCAAGCACCGGCAGCACGAAGGCAGCGGGCACGUGUUCCGCCGCCAUCGAAAAUUCCGGCAAGCGCUGUCGAAAUGCCAGGUGAUAGUCUGAAUAAUAUCGGUUAUUUGGAUGUGCAGUUUGGUGGACUCGACUUUGGUACCGAUGACACUUUCGAUAGUGUUCCCGUGACGGACAAGUUCAAUUCGAAUAGUCUCGAGCAGACCACACCUUCGUCUGUGCAGCUUCCAUCUGCGGUUCAACCUUCGCAGUCAGAAGUUAGCGACUACCAAAAUAAACCUAGUGUCGUGAACAAUCUCCAGCAAAAGUCUAAUCUCACCAGUAGCUUGCAAAGCACGCAGAUUCUACCUGGACAGAGUGAUUCACUUACGGCCACUCAGAACGAUAGUCUGUCUAAUAGUUACUCACAGCGUAACAACUCUACCGUUGUUCCUUCCUCGGUUAGUUCCGGCGUCAAUGUGAACUCCAUUAGCAGUACCACGUCGACACUGGAGCAACUAACCAAGACUGAUCCCUAUAGUCAGUCCACCGGGACGAAUGCCGGCUCCGGAGGAUAUCAGAACGUGUCGUACUCAACGUCGCAGGCGAACAAAACUUCUUCGUAUCCAUCGUCGGCUGCGCCGCAAGGAUACAAUAACUCUAGCUACUCUAGUACACAGCAGGUAUCGACGUACCAAGCGUCAUCAAACAAUUAUAGCUCGUAUAACCAAGGUGGUGUCAAUUCCUACCAACAGUCCGGUAGUAAUGUGUCGAGUAGUGUAGUGCCCAACAACAACCCCACCAGUUCAGUUGGAGUGUCCACUGUGAAUCAAUCCAAUCCCAGCCUGCCCGUCAACAACAAUGUUAGCAAUAACAGCAGUUCGAACACCAACACUGGUUAUCUAUCUAGCCAGUAUCCGGUCAGUCAAACGUCUUCAGCUUUUCCCUCACAGCAGAGCUAUCAGAACAGCUCGCAAAAUGUGUACGGAAACACCGGCCUGAACAGCAACACUGGGUAUUCUGGCAGCACCAGCACUUCCUCCGGGCAGUACAGCAAUUUCAGUAGCUCGAAGCUAAAGGAUACUCCUGUUUCUACGCAGUUUGACAGCGUUUCGUCCAGCACGGUUUCCAACAACAGUACGAACAAUAACAGUGUGUCGAGUUCAUCGUCCUCGCUGCCCAAUAGCUCCGUGGUAUCCACGACAAGUAUGAGUUCACCAUCGCUUGGUUUAACGAAUACUAAAGUGACCAAUUCCACAGCUAAAAGCAGCAGUAGCAGUGGCACUGGAGUGGUGCCCAACAUACCCAUGGUCAGCCCGUACAUCCAGCCCGGUGUGCCGUUCUAUCAGCAGCCACUAUACUCGUACGAAGACCUGCAAAUGCUGCAGCAACGUAUUUCUCAUGUGCCUGGAUACUACGAUAUGAACUACCAGACGCCGACGAGUCUCGGUGCGGCCGGUGUGCGCGACGCUAACCUCGGUUCAGUUGCGUACUCAACCAUGUCCGAUGGUCGGUUCACACGGACCGACAACAACUCGUCUCCUGUUAGUAAUGUACCAAGUACCAUGUCACAACAAACAGGGUCUGGUGGUCCUAUGUUGAACCUGCCAUACGCUUAUUUUUACGGCGGCAAUGUGAUGCCCGGCGGCUUCCAAUAUGGCACCCCAGCAGUUUAUCCUCCUCAACCAAUGGCGACGAAUGCGACGUCCGGGGGACAAUUCCAAAAGCCGGCAUACAACAGUGGUUAUGGAACUAGUGGUUACGAUGCUCUGAGUCAGUCAGGACAGGAUUACAACAAAAAUCCUUACCCAUCUUCGGGUGUUGGACAGCAGUCCAAGGGACAAACUGUGUCGAAUCAACAAUCGGCUGGAGGGAGCGGUUCGGAUAUAGCGCCUUCGAUGUAUGGCAAGAGCCAUGUUGCGCUAAACAAAGUCAAUUCGUACGAGAAACAAUCGUUUCACUCUGGCACUCCGCCACCUUACAAUAUAGCCGGAACACAGACUGCUGGUGCAACGUCCGGUCAGCCCUACGGACAGCAUCUCUAUAUUCCGCAGAUUCCGACGCACCACAACAUCAAUAUGCAUCAGGCGAUGCAUCAGAUGGACAAUAGAACUUAUAAUAGUGGUAGUGGUGUGAUGAGGGAUUCCAACAGCAGUGGUCAAAGACCACAAUCGAACAGCCAGGGCAAGACUGCAACCAAGCAAGGCUAUUCUCCGUCUUAUUGGACUGGGCAGAACUAAACUACAUGUCUACAUUUAAACAUAAUACUAAAGCUCGUGUAAUGUAUUUGAAGCGAUUGGUAAAAUAAGCAAAAAACGGACGCAGAAUAAAUAAUUUAAAACACAAUAGCAGGUACAUUCGAACAUUCAUCCAAAUAGAUCUUUCAAACAGUUGUUAAGGUACUUUUGUUAAAAGCUGCCCAAUAAUAAGACAAAUAGAAAAUCCCGUUCGUUCUGAGCGCUCUCACUGAAAUGAGAGAUUGGAUUCUAUGCAAGACGAAAAAGGAGAAUUUCAGAAAAAAUAGGCGAAAAAAGAUCUACUUAAGGAUUUAGGCCGAGGCUGAAAUCUAACGGAAUCAAGAGAUAUAAAAUCCAAAUAAUUCAAUCGUAUUUAAAAAGUAAAAAAAGUCAUUGAAUGAAUUAAAAAAUACACGUUCACACAUUCGUAAAUAAACAACCAUGUCACAGUAUUUCGAUGAAAAAAAUACACGUUCUCUCGAGAACGAGCAGCUACAAGUAUUUUCGAUUUUCGUUUAUUCUUUCAUUGAAUACAAAGCCUUCUUUUAGAUCUUGUUUAAUUUACCCCGAUCAAAUCACUCCUAAAAAUAUAGAGAAAAUAUAGGAACCAUGCGUCAAGCGAGUGAAGGCACGGUCAACUUUCUUUGGCGCGAAGGUUACACUUCAAUAUCGAAUAAGGAAGACAUGAUUGUAGUGUACAAAAAACGAGCGCAAUGGCGAACAAACAAAAAAUAAAACACACAUAAAAUAAUUAAAAAACACAUGUUCUGUAAUAAUUUAAUUUAAAAUGUAGAAACGAAAUUUCUAAUAUACCUGUAAACAUUU
Molecule: messenger RNA, 4835 nt
Organism: Armigeres subalbatus
Lineage: Eukaryota; Metazoa; Arthropoda; Insecta; Diptera; Culicidae
Gene: lig
Product: protein lingerer
Exons: 12
Coding region: 195-4013 (1272 amino acids)
Cellular component (GO): cytoplasm; nucleus
Molecular function (GO): protein binding
Source: RefSeq, a predicted model, not a curated record